AUGUCUCUGCAAGAUAACGUUGAUAAUCUCGUGAACAUGGGAUUUGAUGCCUCUGUGGCGCGGGAUGCGUUAUCUCGUGCUGACAACAACAUUGAGGCUGCUGUCAAUUUCAUUUAUUCGGAUUUCUCCGCAGACCUUCCCCCCUACAGUGAGAAUGGCGAAUCUGGUCCUUUGGGUCCUGCGGGUCCUACAGGAGCGGCUGGAGCCGGUGGGAUUGUGGCUGAUGGCAGAUCAGCGUCUACUGCGAUCGAGAUUGAGGACGAUAUCAAGAACAAGAUCGCCAGCUACGGAUACGGACACGACAAUCCUGUUGUUGAUUUGGACUCCGAUCAGUCAAAGAGCGAGAUUGUUCCUACCUACGAGGUAUACGACGACAUUUCGCGGUACACACGUGCAGAGGGCGAUCCGGGCGUGCUGUUGCCGGUCAAGGCAGAGUUAUUGGAGGGCUAUUUUGCCCCGUUGUUGAUGACCUUGUCUAAUAUUCCUGCAUUUCGUGACCUUGUGCUAAAACCAGAGUUUGAAGACUAUGGGUAUUCUGAGUUGUGGUGGAAAAAGGACAAGUGUGUUUCGAAUCCGAGUGUUGUCAUGGAAACACAGCGAUUGGUUGCGUUUCUGUGUGGAGACUCGUUUAGAGCAUUUGCGUCGAUUCGCAGUCUGAUAGAUGCCAGUUCAAAGCUGAUGACCGACGAUUACCAGAGCGUGGCCGAAUUCAUCCAAUUCAUUUACUCGAGUCUGAUUGAGCUGUUUGCCAAGACAGACGAAUCUCUGAAACGGCCUUUCGAGCAGCUGUUCACGUCGCGGUUUCGGUUCGAGGACGACGAGACCCAGACGCAUUGCAUUUUCCCUGUUGAGUCCAACUACUUCUACAAAGACAUCUACCGCAUCAUGCAUUCGUUGCUCUGGGGAAAAGAUAUGGGACGAUUGGGCCAGCAUCAGUUUCUGGAGCUAAGUGACGUUCUGACGGUCAGUUUCGAAGGAAACGGAGACACAGUCCCCGGUGGAGGUUUUGAGCUGACUGAGGAGUUCUAUCCACAGAUCUACACCUCCAAGCACGAGCAUAUGGUGGCAGAUAAGUUCAGACGGAUUAGUGAACUGAGAGACGAGGUCAGCAAGAUCAACGGACAAACCAUCCAAUUGAAAGCGUUCAAGGGGAAACGGGUUUCUGCUCUAUUGGACACGACUUUGAGCCAUCUUUCGUCGCUCGGUGAAGAUGAACGGGUCCAAUCUGCUGCCAAAGAAUUGGAAAGCAUCGCAAACCAUAUUUUGGAUUGCAAAACUCGAAACACAGAGAAAUUAACCGCACUCAACAAGGAACGGUCCGACAUCGAUAUCUACAACAUCAACUACAUCCUGGGUGAUCAAAAGGCCGAGUUCGAGCCGUGGGUGUUGACUGGAGUCAUUUUCAACGAGAGACAGUUCUGGUACCGUUUGGAAGAAAAAUGGUAUGCUUUCAACUACACGCUGGAAAUAGGCAAAGAUUUUGAAAUCUCACAAACAACGUUCGACAAUAUCGUUUCCCAGGUAAGAGAGUACUCGGCAGACAACUUCGAAACAGGCAUGGUACUCAUCUACGUGAAAAAAUCGCUCAUCACCACAGAUUCUCCAAUUAUCAACAAAAAUUUGCAGAAAUUCAUAGACACAGAUAAUCAGAAGGUUGCGAACGGAGUGGCCUUGCACAAGCUCAACGAACAGCAAGAGGAACAGGAGGGCCAGAUUGUUCUUUCUGACCAAUAG
Molecule: messenger RNA, 1734 nt
Organism: Ogataea philodendri
Lineage: Eukaryota; Fungi; Ascomycota; Pichiomycetes; Pichiales; Pichiaceae
Exons: 1
Coding region: 1-1734 (577 amino acids)
Biological process (GO): protein deubiquitination
Cellular component (GO): cytosol; nucleus
Molecular function (GO): protein binding
Source: RefSeq, a predicted model, not a curated record